AGUUUUCAUUGGUUUAACUCUAUACUCCCCCUAUAGCGCGCACUAUUUCCGCGUUUAUGUUUUGUUUCCGCGAGAGGCGUUACAUGCAUUCGACUUACAACAGUUACUACAGCAAGUUAUUUACAUAAUAAGCAAUAUCUUUUUAGUUAUACAGCCAUGUCAGACCGGGGCUCUUUCGAUACUAAUGUUGUAACUUUGACGAGAUUUCUGCUUGAAGAGGGCAGGAAAGCUAAAGGCACGGGCGAGCUGACAACUCUUCUCAAUGCAAUGUGCACGGCUAUAAAAGCAAUCUCGAGCGCUGUGAGGAAAGCAGGUAUCGCCCACCUGUAUGGAAUUGCUGGAAGCACCAAUGUGACAGGUGAUCAGGUGAAGAAGCUGGACAUCCUUUCCAAUGACCUUGUCAUCAACAUGAUCAAAUCGUCCUUCACCUCAUGUGUAAUGGUGACAGAGGAAAAUGAAAAUGCUAUAAUAGUCGAGCCUGAUAGACGAGGUAAAUAUGUGGUUUGCUUUGACCCUCUGGAUGGCUCAUCCAACAUCGAUUGCCUUGCUUCCAUUGGGAGCAUCUUUGCCAUCUACAGAAAGUGCACCGAUGGCGAACCAUCAGAGAAGGAUGCACUACAGCCCGGGAGAAACAUAGUGGCUGCUGGGUAUGCGCUGUAUGGCAGUGCCACCAUGGUUGUGCUCUCUACUGGUCAAGGAGUGAACUGCUUCAUGUUAGAUCCAGCAAUUGGGGAGUUCAUUCUGGUGGAUAAAGAUGUGAAAAUUAAGAAGAGAGGAAAGAUCUACAGUCUGAAUGAAGGUUAUGCCCUUUAUUUCGAUCCUGCCGUCACAGAGUACCUGCAGAAGAAAAAGUUCCCGGAGGAUGGCAGUGCACCCUAUGGAGCUCGUUAUGUAGGCUCUAUGGUAGCCGAUGUGCAUCGGACCCUGGUGUAUGGAGGAAUCUUCCUUUACCCUGCUAAUGUGAAGAGCCCCAAAGGAAAGCUUAGACUACUCUAUGAAUGUAACCCCAUGGCCUUCAUCAUGGAGCAGGCAGGAGGAAUGGCCACUACAGGUACCACAAACGUUUUGGACAUCCAGCCCGAGGGCAUCCAUCAGCGGGUACCUGUGGUGAUGGGUUCCCCUGAUGAUGUCCAGGAGUACAUCUCCAUCUUUCAGAAACAUCAUAAAUGAAGAUUUAAACACAACAAAUAAAUACACCAAAAUAUAUUCUUGCUCUUAAAAUGUAUGUAGAAUUAAGAUCCUACUUCAAACACCAUAUGUAUCUAUACAUCAAUGAAGUGUUAGUAAAGUUGGAAUAAGAUGUUUUAGUCUAAAUUAUGUUAUAAGUGUUUUUUUAUGUUAAAAAAAUUUUGGGACACGAAUCUUUACAUUAUAUUUGACAUUUUCUCUGAAAACCUUAUAGACCUUAUUUUGGAUGGAUGAUAAGUCCACUUGUUGUGCCUUAAGGUCUUUGGUCUAAUUGGAUUUAUUUUUUAUAAUCAAGGUUCCAUUAGACUUUUUGGGGGAGUAAAUUUAUAUUUUUAAUGUUGCAUUAUACUGGAAAUAUACUGAACAGAUUGUAUGUCUAUCACAGCCUAAUUUUUUUUUUAUUUAACGUAAUCUACGGCCUAAGGUUUACUUCAUUAGUCCAGACAAUCUAUGUUAGUGUUAGUGGCUGCUGAAAUUAAAAUUGGCUGGCCAAAAAGACCAAAGGAACUUUAUAGCAGUAGCAAGGAUUAUUUGAAAUUAAACACAUCUUUUUUUCUGA
This is a messenger RNA of Misgurnus anguillicaudatus (oriental weatherfish), 1747 nucleotides long. RefSeq names its product fructose-1,6-bisphosphatase 1a (gene fbp1a). Gene Ontology annotation, cellular component: cytosol; cytoplasm. Gene Ontology annotation, molecular function: fructose 1,6-bisphosphate 1-phosphatase activity. NCBI's taxonomy places the organism in Eukaryota, Metazoa, Chordata, Actinopteri, Cypriniformes, Cobitidae. Gene Ontology annotation, biological process: sucrose biosynthetic process; fructose metabolic process; fructose 6-phosphate metabolic process. The record is from RefSeq and is a predicted model, not a curated record.